This is a messenger RNA of Nestor notabilis (Kea), 2979 nucleotides long. It is a transcript of the gene POLN, whose product is annotated as polymerase (DNA directed) nu. Bases 1 to 2547 code for a protein of 848 amino acids. The transcript has 24 exons. Gene Ontology annotation, biological process: DNA-templated DNA replication; double-strand break repair. NCBI's taxonomy places the organism in Eukaryota, Metazoa, Chordata, Aves, Psittaciformes, Psittacidae. The record is from RefSeq and is a predicted model, not a curated record. Gene Ontology annotation, molecular function: DNA binding; DNA-directed DNA polymerase activity.
AUGGAACGGUAUACAUCAUACAUAGGAUGUGAGAUUUCUAAAGUGCCUUUAUCUGAUACCGCUCAGAGGAUUAUGGCAGUUUUGCAGUCUAUUCCUGUAGAAGUUCAGACUAGCAGAAAAAACAACCAGAGUAUAGAGAAGACAAAGGAAAAUAAACUAGGUGAUAAGGAUGCACAGCUGAAAAAAGAAAAGGAGCUUCAUGAGUCCACAAUUGCCUUAUUAAAAACAUCUACUAGCCCUGAAAUAAAUACCACUGGUCAGAUAGUCAGGACAGUAUACACCAAUGAAACACUUUGCUGUCAAGAUACCAAAGGAGCGAGCUGUUACCAGGAUAUAGGCUUGCCAACAUGGGGAUAUCAAGAAAGAAAUCUUGCUGUAGAAGCCAAAAACCAGAAGGAUUGUGAAAAGAUUGUAACUGCUCCCCUUAAAAGAAAGCAAGAUGUACCUAUAUCUUGUUUGGAGAAAACAAGGAGAUUACCUGUAAAGACCUAUGCUUCCUCACAUGUGAGAAGAUACGACUGUACUUCUGGACAAUCAGAGUCUUCUGAAAAUUUCCCUUUUGAUGUCAGGAAUUUAGGAUGUGAAGAAAAAAGAGAAUUGCUGAAAACUAUAAACCAGGCAGCAGCUUUUGUAACUACUAUGAUAUUUCAAGAUGGUUCUUCACAGCUCAACUCAGAGCAGGUCUUAACCUCAUCAGUAAAAGGAGUUGUUGUGUUAGUGAAGAAUCAGACUGAUCAGCCUUACUCUCCCAGUUACUCUUCUUCAACUGACUGUACUUGGAAUGCUGCUAAUGAAAAUGAUAAAUUAAUUUAUUUAAGAAUUGAAUGGCCAUCUCUUUGGGAACAAGCAAAGCAGGCUCAUGAGAGAUUUGCUUGGCAAGUGUUGUCUCAAAUGCUGCGUUGCAAAGUUCCAAUUAUUUGCUUCAACGCAAAAGAUUUCCUGAGGACUCUGCUUCAAGCUUAUGGUAAUGAAAUUUGCUGGAAACAAGUUGCUGAUAGUGUCGUGUUAGAUCCAAGGAUUGCAGCAUGGCUGAUAAACCCCAGCGACACAGUUCCCUCUUUUGAAUGUUUAAUACAGAAGUAUUUUGAAAAGCCUCAUACUAUGGGAACAGUAAAUACAGAUACAGGCACUUUGAGAAAUGCAUCAUAUCAAAACUUAGGUGUGAACUUGCAGAAGCUUUAUAAUAUAAUGAUGGACCUUGCUCAUGACUUACAGGUUCAAGGUUUGUGGCAAUUAUUUUGCACAUUAGAGCUUCCACUUCUCAAAAUUCUGGCAGUGAUGGAAACACACAAAAUACAUGUGAACAAACACGAACUGAAAAAAACAUCAGAGAUUCUGGGGUUGCGACUCAAAGAACUUGAAAAGGAAGCUCAUGAAGUUGCUGGAGAACGAUUCCUUGUGUCCAGCAGUAGUCAGCUCAGAGAGGUACUAUUUGAAAAGUUAAAACUGCAUACGCUGUGUGAGAAAGUUCACAGAACUGAAAUACAACAACUUGUGUCCACCUCAGAAGUUGUGCUAAAGCAGUUGCAAGAUCUUCAUCCUUUGCCUAGGAUAAUUUUAGAAUACCGUCAGGUUCAUAAGAUGAAAUCAACUUACGUGGAUGGACUCCAAACAUGCAUGAGAAAGGGAUUUAUUUCCUCUACAUGGAAUCAGACGGGAACUGCGACUGGCAGACUUUCAGCCAAACAUCCAAACAUUCAAGGUAUCUCUAAACAUCCAGUUAGAAUCACAAAGAAACAGUACAUUAAAGGAAAAGAAGAGGAAAUAGUAACUAUUUCCCCAAGAACACUGUUUGUGUCAAAAAAAGGAUAUUCAUUUUUAGCAGCAGAUUUUUCCCAUAUUGAGUUAAGGAUCCUUGCUGACUUAUCAUCUGAACCAGAACUUCUGAAACUGUUCCAAGUACCUGAAACCACCGAUAUCUUUUCCACACUGGCUUCUCAGUGGAAGGGGAUUCCAAGUGACCAAGUGCAACACGCUGAUAGGGAGCAAGCAAAGCGUAUAGUUUACUCAGUGGUGUAUGGAGCAGGUAAAGAACGUCUUGCUGACUGCCUGGGAAUUACUCCUCUUCAAGCCAGUCAAUUUAUAGAGAGUUUUAUGCAAAAAUACAAGAAAGUACAUGAAUUUACGAAGAAAACCAUUGAACAGUGUCGAAAUAAAGGUUAUGUGGUUUCCAUCAUGGGACGUAAAAGGCCAUUGGCUAAUAUCAAUGCACAGGAUUACAAACUGCGCACUCAAGCGGAGAGGCAGGCGGUCAAUUUUGUUGUUCAAGGAUCUGCAGCUGAUCUCUGUAAAAUGGCUAUGGUGGAGAUUUUUACCUCUGUUGUCAUUUCUCCAACUUUAACUGCCAGGUUAAUUGCCCAGAUUCAUGACGAGUUGUUGUUUGAAGUAGAAGAUUCUCAAAUCCAGGAAUUUUCAGCACUGGUAAAAAGAACAAUGGAGUCCCUGCAGCAAACCACAGCCUUGGAAGUGCCACUAAAGGUUCCCUUGAAAGUGAUUCUUACCACUGGGAAAUCAUGGGGGUGUAUGACAGAAUUGCAGGAGAUGUAAAGCAGUCAUUGGGGAUGUUAUUCAGCACCCGUCCGUACACCUCAUUGGCCUAUGCUGAUUCCUCGCUGAAUCACUAGGCAACAGCGCUGCUGGAUCUUUCAUAAGCACCUAAUACUCUGCAUGUGAAUUUUUUUACUUCAUUUUGUCUGUAGCCCUAGGCAACAGCAGUGAGAUAAAACUGGUUUUUACCAGUUCAUUGUGUUUCCUUUAGCCAAGGUAACCAGCAGGGAGCUGCUUUUGUUCACAGCUAAAUUACUUACAUGUAAGAAAUGAAGCAAGACAAUAUUAACCCUUUGGGAAUGUGAGAAAUACAUUUGAGUUAGAGGUUUAGACUUCAAUAUUUUGUGAAGUGCUUGUGUAAAAAUACUUGUAAUCUGGCACUGUUUGAACUCUAUCAGCAAAUGCUUAAUGUUGUGUUCAGCUUAUUUGAUA